Penicillium salamii is the source of this 1647-nucleotide messenger RNA. Lineage: Eukaryota; Fungi; Ascomycota; Eurotiomycetes; Eurotiales; Aspergillaceae. The record is from the annotation of a GenBank genome assembly.
AUGUCUAGUGCCGUCUCAAAUGAAUCUGCAACUCUGCGGCCCCGGGCUGUCCCUAUCCAACCCGACGGGAAAUCGGAUGUGCCGCUGCCCCUUCCGGUGGACAAGCUAAUUCAGGAUACAAGUGGUCGCUCUACCCCUGUCGCUGAAGAUGCGCCUCCGUCGGCGCAUUCGAUCUCGUCCGCGAGGAAGCAAGUCCGCGCCCGCAACCGCCUAUUCUACACAAUAGACUAUAUCCCUCGUGUGUCACACUUUGACCCGGAUAGCAACUAUCACAACUUUCGAGGGUUCUUCACCCUCUUCUGGAUUGGCCUGGCCAUCAUGGUCGGUACCAGUAUGCUGCGAAACCUCAAGGAAACCGGGUUCCCCCUGCGAGUGCGCGUCUGGAGCCUCUUGACGGCUAACGUGUGGAUGAUGGGCCUGAGCGAUGCCGCCAUGGUGAUAAGUUCGGCACUAGUGUUGCCCAUGCACCGGCUAUGGCGGAGUGGCCCGCGGUGGCUGCAGUGGACACGAGGAGGGAUCAUACUACAGAGUCUAGCUGAAGCAUUUUGGCUGGUAUUAUGGGUCAACUGGCCUUUCAUGAUGCAGUGGACCUGGACUGCCCAGGUGUUCUUUACACUGCACACACUGACCAUUCUGAUGAAGUUGCAUUCAUAUGCAUUUUAUAAUGGCCAUCUCAGUGAGACCGAGCGACGUCUUGCUUCAUUGGACAAGCCGGGCGAGAAGCCUUCCGACGCUGCGGCUGCAGCUGCAGUGCACUACCCGGAGGUUCAUCGACGCCGACCAUCAAUGAAGCAGCAUGACGACGAUAAAUCCUCGGCGCCAUUGGAUAAACUGCGGGAAGAUCUUGCCACGGAGUUGACCUCUCCGUUGGGCAACAUCUCAUACCCGCAGAAUCUCCACGUUGCAAACUACGUUGACUUCCUCUUCUGCCCGACCCUUUGUUACGAGCUGGAGUAUCCACGCCGAGAAGAACGACGUUGGUCGGAGAUUGGUUGGAAGACCAUGGCUGUGUUUGGUUGUAUCUUCCUACUUACCUUGGUCAGUGAGGAAUACAUCCUUCCAGUUCUAGUUGAGGCUAGCGCCCAGCUCCAUCACUUCACCAGUGUUACAGACAAGGCUCUCGUACUUGCAGAGACCAUCAGCAUGCUUCUGUUCCCAUUCAUGAUUACCUUCCUUCUUGUGUUCCUUGUCAUCUUCGAAUACGUGCUGGGUGCAUUCGCAGAACUAACUAGGUUCGCCGAUCGCCACUUCUACGCAGAUUGGUGGAACUCAUGUGACUGGAUGGAAUUCUCUCGCGAGUGGAAUGUCCCUGUCCACCACUUCCUCUUCCGUCACGUCUACUGGCCCUCGCGCUGCAAUUUCUCCCAGCCUGUGGCUAUGGUUAUUACGUUCUUGGUCAGCUCUGUCUUCCAUGAGCUGAUAAUGAGCUGCAUUACCAAGAAGUUGCGUGGGUACGGGUUUUUGGCUAUGAUGCUUCAGCUUCCCAUUGUAGCCAUCCAGAAAUCGCGCUAUUUCCGUGGACGGACAAUUCUCAAUAAUGCAUUCUUUUGGUUUUCAAUGAUUUUGGGUCUUUCCAUGGUAAGUUUUCUUUACCUGCAAUCCUCAAGGCUCGGCAUUGGAGGUAUCGAUAUAUUUUCUCUUGGCUAA